Molecule: messenger RNA, 4677 nt
Organism: Linum trigynum
Lineage: Eukaryota; Viridiplantae; Streptophyta; Magnoliopsida; Malpighiales; Linaceae
Source: the annotation of a GenBank genome assembly
CCGCAAAUUAAAGCUAACUUGAUAACAGAAAGGCAUUGUACAUGGUAAUUAUCCGAAGCAAUAAAAAUGGAUAAGAUUUGAUUGGCCACAACGCAAAACGAUACAUUGGUUCUUCCUUUGUUGGCAUUUUAAACCUUCAGAACGGAUCAUCUUGUGAUAAUGUUAGCUACAACUGCAAACAGAUUUCUAGUUCAUAGUCUUUCUACAGUCUACAGUCUACCACGUGGCAGUAGGUCAUCUAUGGCAGAAAAUUAUAAGCACUCGAUCGAAUUCUUGCAUCCUGAUGGUCUCAUUUUCAAUUUAGAGUUACAACCUCCUAUCAAAUCCAUGGACUCAUACACAAAUGUUGUGCUAAACUGAAAGAGGGUACAAUCUCAAGGAAAUGUUACAGUUUGCAUAUCCAAAAGCAAAUCUACCACAUUGCAAAGGUUGAAGACCAUAAGAAGAGAAAGAUUGGGAGCUGGUGAGUUGUGAGUUGUGACUGUGAGAGAGAGAUGAUGACAAAGACUCGCAACAUUUUAUCAUGGAUGCUCUGAGAAUCACACAUAGGCUUACCACAUCCAGAUCUUUUUCCUUGUAGUUGAUGACUCGAUAUUUGCACAUGUUUUCCCCUUUGUUUCUUGAUCGUUUAAGCUUGCAUUAUCGCUUCUUUGGCCUAUUUUACGCUAGGUUGUGUUCCUUUGUCACAUUUCAGGCCCUAGCAAAUAAAGUGAAGCAUAGGCGCAAGUUUCAAGUCAAUCAUAUCGGAGAUCAAUUGGCGAUUAGGGAGAAGAAACACGAGCAUGACCUGAAGAAGAAUGGAUUUCUACCUCACUUUAUGGACAAAGAAUCAUGAAAGUUUGUUAUGAAAAGAAAGAGGACGAGACUACAAGCGUCUGGGUUCAAACGGCGACUGAUUCGGAGUCCAGACGAGGGAGAAACGAAGCUUUGAACAGGGGUGGAGGAAGAAUUACGGGCAGGAGAAUUACGACCGUAAUUUCCCCUCCCAUGCCCGUAAUUUCACUGCCGAGAGGAGCUUUGGGUGCACUGAAACUUAACCAAAACGCGUGUUUUGGGCAAAAUACGGGCAUGGAAGAAUUACGACCGUAAUUCAGCCCGUAAUUCGCCCAGAAUCGGGUUUUUGAGGCAGAUUAGAGCCAAAGGAAAGGGAGAGCUGGGUUUUUGGAUCCCAAACACCCAAGGGACGAACCCUAGAGAGAGAGAGCGACUUGGGAACAUUCUUGGAGCUAUUUUGGAGGAUUUCUUCGCCAUUGGAGCUCGGGAAUCAAGCUUGGAGAUGGAGAUUGAAGAUCUAGAUCAGAUUUCUGCAGUCUCUCUCUUCUCUAUGGAGUAACUUCCCUUCACUUAGGUUUUGAGGAACCUUAGUUCCAUGAGUUAGGAUCUUUCUUGUAUGAAGUUUUGGAUGCUAUAUUGUUUGAUUAUAAUCGAAUGAUGCAUGUUUAUUGAGUCAAUUGAAGUCUGAUCAACUUUUCCUGAUUCCUGCUGCAAUCUGAGAUAGAUAGAAUCUGAUUAGGUUGCUAGAGUCUCAUCAUUCGGUAGUAGGAGAUUGGCUAUACGAGAGUUAGCUAGUUUACUGCUUUGUACUGGAAUCCAAUUCCAGUAGUGGAGUUCUGUUCUUACUGCUUCAGCUUUCUAUCCCGGUGAAGACUAGUCGUCUGCCGGAUAGUUAGACUGAGAGGGCUUGGUCAGCUUAAGAGAUUCCAAGCUACUGUCGGAUCUUCCGCAGUCUAAUCAACAGUAAAUCAACCAAAAGGAAUUACAACUUGGACCUAAUUGAGGAGCUAGGGGGAAUCAUACCUAAGUGAGUUCCCAAACUGUAAUUAGUAGUUUUACUUAGUUUAGUUAGUAGAGUAGUUUAGUUAAUCAAUCCUUAAUCUAGUUUGCUAGAUAAUGAACUGAAGCUGGGUAAUAGUAACUCUAGAGACCCGUGGAUUCGAUAUUUAUUACUUGUGCCACUAUACUGCAGUCCCUUUCAUUGGUUACACUUGGCCAUUGUUAGGUGUUGUGUUUUAGAGCAUCAAGUUUUUGGCGCCGUUGCCGGGGACUUUCUAGAUUAUUAGGAAAGGCAGAAGUUUGUUACUUUAGCGUUUUUCUUUUCUUUUCCACCCUUGCUUUUCACUUGGGUGUUUUUUGUUUUUGUUGGUGCAGAUCUGAAUCAUGGAUCCGCAUGGCUUCUCCAACCAGUGGGGGUAUCCACCACCAUCCGAGUGGUAUUACCCGGAGACUCCCUGGAGCAAUCAAGGAGGAGAAGACUAUGGAUUCGGGUUCCAGUACCAACCCCCUUUCUACGGAGAACAACCAGACCCCUGGGCAUAUCAAGAACAACCUCAUUACCAAGAAGACUUUCUCCCACAACCAGAAGGGCCGUCGGAGCUGGAGUUACCCAUGGCAGCCUUCACGGGCCACUCUGCAGAGCCAUGCUACACUUCACUGGAAGAUCCGAACAAACAAUUAAGGCUUCUCGUGGAGCAGUUUGCUCGAGACACUGAGAGAUCAUGCUCCAAGAUGGAUCUUCAAAUCAAAGCCCUUGCUGCUUCCGAUCCCUCAUUUCUCCAUGAUAUGGAGGAGACUGUUCAGCGCUCAGCGAAGCAAACAGAGUGGGUGGAGCAAGUUUGCUCACAUCUUGCUCAAGAUCACCUUUCUGCUACCACGCUAGAAGAGGUGGAGGAUGACAAAGGCUAUGGGGAUGUUGCAGCGAACAUGCAUUUUCUCGAAUCCACUUUCUAGAUCCCUUCUAUUUUAAUUGGCUCUCUUCUCUUUGAAAGAUCCAUUGCAAUCAACCACCAGGCUCUAAAAUAAAUAAAAAAUAACCAUGCCAUUUUAGAAAUUUUUCAUAAAAAAGAGAAGAUGGGUCAUGAAGCCUGAUGUUAGGAAGAAGAUAAGUCACUACAAUAUAAAUAUUACCCUGAUUUGUGAGCCAGCCCAUGAUCACCCAGCCUCUUUGCGCUGAAGGCUAGAUCUGAAUGCUCCUUCACCUUGAUAGUCCUUAUCUACACAACAGCCACAAACCCAUGAUCAAAAUAAAGCUGAAUUAAAAAUAGGAAUUUAGCUGAUUUGGGUUGUCCGUCGAUCACUGAACAAUUUGAAACUCUUUUAACCCAUCGCUGGCCUCGCCGAUAUGAGGAAAAAAGGAAGAUAAACGUGAGAUACUUGCAAACAAAGCCAAGAAGAAUGAAUUGAGACAACUUGCCUUUGGGUUCCUCAGACAAAUGGAUUCCCCAAAGCCGCCACGGAUAUACAGUUUAAGAUUUUCUUCUUCACCAGAUGAGGCAGCCGAGCGACCUAUGUUACUAUGGCUUCACCUACACAGAAACGGAUUCGCGAAAAUCAUAGUCCACGGCAGGCGAUCGACGGCUCUGAGAUCACUCCUCGAAGCGGUAGAGUAGAGAGUAGAGAGAGGGGACUGAGAAAGAGAGAGAGCAAGGUGUGCCUGAGUUGUUUUUCUGCUUCGCCGGCCUUAUUUUAGUUCACAGAGAGAGAAAAGUAGACAUCGAGAGUUGUGCCGGGUAGGUUAAAUGAGUAGAUCAAACUGAAAGACGAACGUGGCGCAAAGAUUCACCAAGUAACACCUGCAAAAUAUCUGUAGCCCACCCACCAGCUACCGCAGCCUCUCUCUAAUUCAAGGUUGUCAAACCGGUUUAUGCCGGUGUGCCUGUUUUGUAAGUGGAAUGGUCUGACCAUGGUACAACCAGUAUUCAUGCCGGUUGUGCCGGUUUUAAUAAAAUAAAUGAGGAAAAUGGAAAUCCUCAAUUUCAAAUAAAUUAGUCAUAAAAAAGCAAUUAGAAGAAUUAUUUCACACAAAAUAAUUUAUAGCUAAGAAUUGGUAACUAAGACUAAACAAUUAGAUGCUUAAAAAUAAAAUUUAUUAAAUGAAAUUUAUUAAUGUUUAUAAUGAUUUGUGUAAAAUUUAGUAUUAGAUAUAUAACAUAUAAGGUUAAUAUAGACAACAAAAUUUCUUGUAGCCUACUGGUGUAUAAGUUAAACUAAAAUGAACAUGAGAUACUUGGUUCAAAUCCUAUGAAUGAUGUUUAUUUUUGGAUAUAAUAUGUGUAACAUUAAAUUCCAGUUUCUGGUCUAACCGGCCGGAAUUUCCGGAUUUGACCGGAUCUGACCGGCAUUGACCGGAUUUGACCACAGUUAAAUACCGGCUCCUUUCCAGCGGGUUUGCUGACCGGUACCGGUUGAACCGGCCGGCAUGAAACCGGUUUGACAACCAUGCUCUAACUAGAGUACUGGACACAAUUCUCGAUAAAAGCAGCAAAAGGUAGUGGCCUUCCCAGUUGCGAGAAGGGAAAAAUAGUUUGAUGGGCGAUCAAUGCGGGUGAGCGUAAAUAGAGGGCCCACAAGUGACCCAUUAGUGGGUUUUCUUUUUUCAAUGUGCACACGAAAUUUGAACAGAAUAUUGACAAGAAGUUGCAUGAGAAAAACAUUAUAAUUCAUAAAAUGCAUUGAUUUCGACAAUUCCAAUUAGACUCAGUUGGUUUGCUUUUCUUACAUCACUUUACUUUUUUCUUUUAAAGACUGAUUAUAUUACUGCACUGUCCUCGUGAGACUUAUUUUGCGGAAUCUGGCAUUAAUUAAUGAUCCAACCUUUCAUUUUCGUUAAGAUUUCCCUAAUCGCGGCCAUAUCUCGUGCUUACCGUACCGCCCCCACCUUAAUCAAUAAUUCUACACUUU